Messenger RNA from Plasmodium cynomolgi strain B, 1035 nucleotides. RefSeq names its product krox-like protein. putative. NCBI's taxonomy places the organism in Eukaryota, Apicomplexa, Aconoidasida, Haemosporida, Plasmodiidae. The transcript has a single exon. The record is from RefSeq and is a predicted model, not a curated record. The annotation marks the transcript as partial.
AUGUGCAUCAACAGUAUAGAACUCAUACACACUAUAUAUACGAACAUGAAAAAGAGCGAAAUAAAAAAAAAAAGAGAAAAAAGCGAACAAGAUGAAAAAAGAAGCAAGCUGAAUGAAGGCAAGUACGAAAAGUCAUCGUCCAUAGUGGAAAUUCAAAAUGCAACAAACGAGUGGAGAGGAAUAUUUUUAAACAAAACAAGUAAAAUAUUAACAGACGAAAUUGUUUUCACCUUGCGACAGUGCUCCCCAUGUUUCAUGAACAACUCAUGGUUUAGACUCUAUGCCUCAUGGAAACAAGGCACAAGUUUCAACCGAUUUAUUAACUCCCUUUUCUAUUAUGAGUCCCCAGUUGUUAUAGUAAUCAAGACAAAGGAUAAUCAAAUUUUGGGAGCUGUCUGUACUACGCCCUUGAAGGAUUCUCACCUCUUCCAGGGUUCAUCCAACGAUUUCUUAUUUUCAGCUCAUCCCGUUUUUAGAAUUAUAAGGUCAAAUCAGUUUGGCACAAAUUAUGUCUACUUGAAUAGCAAAAACUCGUUUUAUCCAAAGGGCCUAGGGUUUGGAGGAAGAACCGAGUGCUUCCGAUUAUUUCUGAGUGACGAAUUUAAGGACUCCUACUGUACGCAAUCGGAUUAUACUUAUAAAAGUGGCCACCUGUACUUCCCCCACCACCAGAAGGAGAAGCAUGCUAGUCGAAACGGAAAUAACAAGGAGAGUACUAACAAGAAUGCUACUUACCCUAGUGGUAUCAAUUCUCGAAACAUGAGUCACACACGUCCAGCGUAUGAAGACGAGGAUGAAGACGACGAUGAUAAUGCGGACAGAUUCCUUUAUAAACUGGCCAUUAAUGAGGUAGAAGCUUGGGGAUGUGGUGAUGAGAGGGCACUCGAACAACAGGCCAUCAUGCAGCAGAAGGAGGAGGCGUCUAAACAGGAGAGGUCAAAUGAUAAGUCCAAAAUUGUACAGAACAGUUUCGACAAGGAGUUCCUGUUGCCCAAGGUUUUCGUCGGGGGGAAGUACGAGGAGCUGUCCCCAGAU